This is a messenger RNA of Triticum dicoccoides, 1388 nucleotides long. RefSeq lists its product as uncharacterized. Gene Ontology annotation, cellular component: chloroplast thylakoid membrane. The record is from RefSeq and is a predicted model, not a curated record. NCBI's taxonomy places the organism in Eukaryota, Viridiplantae, Streptophyta, Magnoliopsida, Poales, Poaceae. The transcript has 4 exons. Gene Ontology annotation, molecular function: protein binding. Bases 86 to 1021 code for a protein of 311 amino acids.
GCAGUGCCGUGCGACGGCUAUUUAACUGACGUGUAGAAAAAGCGAGCAAGAAAUUUACAUUCUUCUCCUGCCCCCUCCUCCGGCGAUGGCCGCCGGUCUCCUCCUCGGCGACGCCGCCGCGGCCCCGCGGGCACGCAUCGCCGUCUGCCGGCCGCGCCUGCACCUCUGCGGCUGGGCCCCGAGGCCCCACCACGGCUGCCGCCUCUCCCGCGCCCGGGGGCGCGCGCCGGCCAGGUUCGCCGCGUCCGCGUCGGGCGGUGGGCGGGGCGGAUGGGACGAGCCGUCGGAGGAGGAGAAGCGGAGGGAGAGGGAGGCGGAGAUGGCGCGGCGGCUCAAGGAGGCGGAGGAGAUGGACGAGCUGGAGCGCACCGCCGAGGAGCUGCAGAGCCGCGCCGCCCCCGACGACGAGUCCGAGGAGGAGAAGCGCGAGCGCGUCCGCCGCGAGCUCCAGAAGGUGGCCAAGGAGCAGGCCGAGAGGAGGGCGACAGGGAAACAGAUGUUCGAUCUGGGGCAAAGGGCGUAUGGGAAAGGGAUGUAUGGCCGCUCCAUCGAGUUCUUGGAGGCUGCACUCACCAUCAUACGCCCCUCCUCGCUCCUCGGCGGUGAGAUUCAAAUUUGGCUUGCAAUGGCAUACGAUGCCAAUAGGCGGCACAAGGAAUCCAUAGCAUUGUACAAAGAAUUGGAGAAUACACAUCCAAUGAUUAGCAUCAGGAGACAAGCAGCUGAAUUCCGGUACAUUGCUGAGGCGCCCAAGUUGAAGAUCUCCAACGAUGAGGUGGUCACGAUACCGCAAAUUGGAUCUAGCUGGGACUGGUACGCUGGGACAUGGAGUGACAAGAUCCAAGAGCAAGAAGACAAGAAAAGAAAGAUGGUGGCGGCCGCGAGCCAACCGCAGCCUUCGCCAAACGUCUUCGGCAACCUGUUCCUCCUGCGGCCGCCGGGCGAGUGGAAGAAGAGCGCCUGGGCGAUUGUCACACUGUGGGCUGUGCUGAUCGGGACAGCAUUCUAUCUGCAGAGAUGAACAACUCCUGCAAGUCCUGAAGAGACCACUGACACUCUCAUCCUCCAUGGUGGCGCGCGCGGAUAGCAGGGAGAUUGCAGCAAGGGAUGUCCUGAGCCUGCAUCGGCACCGCCGAGGGCGAAGGCGGAUUGCAUUUGUUAUUUUAGGUGUGCUAUCCAGGGAACCUAUACAUUUCCUUCAAAAGAAAAAAAGAAAGAAAAGAGGAAAGCUAUACAUAUUCCCCUGUGUACUGGCAUAGCCCAGAUAAUAUUGUUUCUCCACUGAAUGUAAAUACCAACUAGAGAUGUAAUGUAACAAAAAAUGCUUAUUGGUCCUGUAUGCGUUUAGAAAACUCGGCUGUGAAUAUAAUGUGAAGGAAACGUUCUUC